Messenger RNA from Aphis gossypii (cotton aphid), 3719 nucleotides. Its product is annotated as sushi, von Willebrand factor type A, EGF and pentraxin domain-containing protein 1. Lineage: Eukaryota; Metazoa; Arthropoda; Insecta; Hemiptera; Aphididae. The transcript is spliced from 13 exons. Bases 320 to 2779 code for a protein of 819 amino acids. The record is from RefSeq and is a predicted model, not a curated record.
CCCUCUCGAUGACUGGUAGUGGCGGUAACGACGACGCCGAUGACCGGUUUGGUUAGUUUAACCGCCGGUAACUUUCGUAUUUUUCAAUUUUCUCCAGUCGCAAGUGUCACGCUGAUUCGCUUAGUGCUGUAGCGUUCCGGUGCUCGUCCGCCGUCUGUUUUUUUAUUUUUACGCGUCGUAUCUAUCGUUGUAAUUAUUUUGAUUAAUUUCAUCGAUCGUCUUGACUUCAUCCCCUGCCGAGAUAAUAUCAUAACUACACCGAAGUGUGCAAUUUACGCAAUUUGUUUUACGGUGGUGCUCCUCUUCUCUUAGCUGCAAGAUGCAGCGAUCUUCUCUUCUCGUCGUCAUCUUGACGAUUACAGGUUUCGUAGGAUGUUGGGCAGUUUCAACUGAAACUCGAUGUAAAUUUCCUGGUGCACCAGCACACUCAACCGUAUCUUUCUCUAAUGAGACGUUAAUCACUGGUGCAAUAGCUACGUAUACUUGCGAAAGAGGUUUUGAACUUCUAGGACCAGCAAGAAGAGUAUGUGAAUCUACUGGUGAAUGGCUACCUGAAGGAAUACCAUUUUGUGUGUUAAAUGUGGCUGCAGGCAAAGCGCCUAUGCAAAUCAGCUCAGAACCCGGCGGCCUACCUCAAAAAGCCAUCGAUGGUAGUACCAGUUCUUUUUUCAGCCCCGAAACAUGCACACUCACUAAACCGGAACGUACCCCAUGGUGGUAUGUUAAUCUGUUGGAACCAUAUAUGGUUCAGUUAGUGAGACUGGAUUUCGGCAAAGCUUGUUGUGGUAAAAAUAAACCUGCUACAAUCAUCGUGCGAGUGGGAAACAAUAGGCCUGACCUGGGCACAAAUCCCAUAUGCAACCGAUUCACUGGCUUUAUUGACGAAGGAAAACCGUUGUUCCUUCCGUGCAAUCCACCUAUGCCAGGAGCAUUCGUUAGUGUCCACAUGGAAACCGCUAGUGGAUCCACUCAGUUAUCAAUAUGUGAAGCUUUUGUCUAUACUGAUCAAGCGUUACCAAUUGAAAGAUGUCCACAAUUCAGAGAUCAACCACCAGGAAGUACUGCUACAUACAACGGAAAGUGUUAUAUAUUUUAUAACCGUCAGCCAAUGAACUUAAGAGACGCAUUAGGUUUUUGUAGAUCAAGAGGUGGUACAUUAGUUGACGAAAGUAACCCCGCGUUACAAGGAUUUGUCAGCUGGGAACUGUGGAGGAGACAUAGGAGUGAUUCACAAAGUCAAUAUUGGAUGGGUGCCGUGAGGGAUGCUCAUAACAAAAAUAAUUGGAAAUGGCUAAACGGCGAAGAUCAAACAGUAUCGUUUUGGAGUUUACCCUCAAGCGGUUCUGAAACAACAUCUAUAAAUGGAGGCGAUUGCGCACGAUUUGAUGGUUCCAAAGGAUGGUUAUGGUCAGACACUAAUUGCAAUGCUCCGCUAAAUUUCAUUUGUCAACACCAACCGACUGCUUGUGGUAGGCCAGAGCAACCUCCAAAUUCAACAAUGAUUGCUGAAAAUUUCAAUGUCGGUACUGCGGUCGAGUAUUCUUGUGAUGAGGGCCACUUAUUGAUUGGGCCAUCCACUCGUACUUGUCUUGGAACAGGAUUUUAUAAUGAAUUUCCACCCGUGUGUAAACGAAUUCAAUGUGGUUUUCCUGCGGACAUUUCAAACGGAAGUUAUAAGCUAAUCAAUGGUACAGUCAACUACUUAAGCCAAGUACAAUAUACUUGCAAUGAAGGAUAUAAAAUAAUUGGCAGAGACAGAUUAAUUUGUGAUUUAGACGAAAGAUGGGAUGGUCCACCUCCAAAGUGUACAGUCCAAAAAUGCGAUGAUCCUCCUGUCAUUUCUAAUGGCGAAUACCAGAUGUCAAACAAUGACAGUAUUAUCGGAACACUAGUAGAAUAUACAUGUGUGUCUAGACGAUUCCGUUUGGUCGGACCUAAACAACUAAUAUGCUUACCAAGUGGUCAAUACGAUAAUAAGCCACCUUAUUGUAAAGAAGAAACCAAAACACCGAUUGUACCACCCGUGUUGGUGACUAAGACUGUAUCGACUAGUACUGUUCCUAGUAGCCGAGCGCCACCUACUCCUAAUCGUGAAAAACCACGUCCGUUCACAACCAAACCUACUUUAUUAACGAAACCAGCUAACGAUCAGGACGAUAGCGGCCAGACGUCAUCCAAUGUGGUAAUUGCCUCAGCGCAUCCGCAUGACAACGAGAUUCCGGAUAGUGUUCACGUCCGAACAAACCCGAACGCGGCCAACAUACCGUCUCAGGUGGAAAGCGAACACAAGAUCGGCCCUAAACUAAAUUUGGGAGCAAUAAUCGCGUUGGGUGUGUUCGGAGCGUUCGUGUUCCUGGCAGCAGUUGUAACCACAAUCGUCAUACUAGUGAAAAGGAAUCGCAGUGCCAAACACUACCGUCACCGGGCGUCGCCGGACACUAACACGGUCGCCUCGCUGGACUCGUCCGGUUCCGAGAGCCGAGGCGGUCUGAACCGGUACUACAGGCAGGCGUGGGAGAACCUGCACCAGUCGGCCGCGUCACCCAAACACUCGCGGCCUCACCAUCACCACCAUCAUCAUCACGCGGGCGGCAGGCGCAAGGAUAUCGCGGCCGACGGAUCGCCGCGCGUCGAGAGCAUGCGCGACGGAUCCGAGCUGGUCGUCAACGACGUGUACCACCCGCGGUCGACGGUCGGCCCGAUGGACCACAACAAGAAAUCGUCCCGACAUCAUCACCACCAUCACCAUCACCAGGGCAGGUCGGCCAACCGGUACUGAUGACGGCGGGCGCGGACUGCAACUAUAUAGUUAAUUACGGAUGAGAUUUCGACGUCGCACACGACUUGCACCGCGUGAUAAUAAUAUUAUUAUUAUUUGCAACAGCGGCUGCUGACGUCGCCGUCGCGCGGUCAUAAUAAUAUUAUAAUAUUAUUUAUAUAUACGCAUUAAGUUAAACGUUAGUUGUUAGGCGUACGCCUACUCUUAUUAUUAUAUAUAUUAUAGACUAAUUAUUAUUGUACGCGGAGCGAUUGUUUCGCUUUCGACAGCCGAACGACAGCUCGUUGUUUCGAAUAUUAUUCACUCGUUUUUUUUUUUUUUUUUUUGGAAAACUAACGGUAGUGCUUAUACAUACGCCUAUACGCAUUUAGGUAUACGAUAAUAAUGAUAUUAUAUUAUACUGGUAUCAUUUUUUUUCAAUUUUAUCGACUGAAGCAAAAUACUCUGUUGGAAAAAAAAUUGAUGUACCUACCUACCUUAUUUACAAAUAUCGAAUAUUGUUCUGUAUUAAUAAACAUUUAAAGUUUAGACGAGUGGAGUACAGGCAGCGGACCACGAAAUAUUUCGCCGUGUACUCAUCGUAGCCUCUAAACUUUAAAUGCUUAUAAAUAAAUGAUGUUGAGUUUGCAAACGUUUUCAGUUUUCCGGAAUAAAUAUUUUCAAAAAUGUACAUACUUUUCGUAAUAAUGAGUGUUUACAGCUGUUAAAAAAGCGCAAGGUAACGAACACACUCGUCUCUCUGCGAUUCAACGUGUCACAUUAACAUUAACGGUUUCACAUCCCUCCCUCAGUUUUAUGAAUACCAAAGACUUAAAUAGGUAAUAUUAUUUUUAUUAAUCACGAGACACCGAAAACAAUAGUCAAAAAUUAUCGAUCUGUCGUCCGAAGAAACUUGUUCUCCGAGUUAUUUCCAUUUUAUAUUUGUUUUUUUUUUUCAAAA